Pan troglodytes (chimpanzee) is the source of this 2152-nucleotide messenger RNA. It is a transcript of the gene RHOH, whose product is annotated as ras homolog family member H. Bases 947 to 1522 code for a protein of 191 amino acids. Gene Ontology annotation, biological process: small GTPase-mediated signal transduction. The transcript is spliced from 4 exons. NCBI's taxonomy places the organism in Eukaryota, Metazoa, Chordata, Mammalia, Primates, Hominidae. Gene Ontology annotation, molecular function: GTP binding; GTPase activity. The record is from RefSeq and is a predicted model, not a curated record.
GGGUUUAAAGUGUUUACGAUAAAGGGCAGCGGUGAGGCUGUGAGAUGGGAGAAUCAAUCUAUUGGUCAGAAAGUGGUUGUUCAGUACCUUGGAUUUCUGAGUGGGCAAGGCUGGACCCUGAGCCCUGGGACCUCUGAAGUGAACACUGCAGGGCCAUUUGGUGAGUGCUCUGGCCGUGUUAACACGAUGUGCUAUGGAGCCCUUGGGAGGGCACCUCACUGGGCUUGCAAUGGAGGUGGGUGGUGGCUACAGAUGGCUUCCUGGAAGAUGGCUCAGAAGGGGGCUCUGAUUCCCAAUUACGAACUGUGGACCCAUGGUUUCCCUCCUCCUGCCACUCUGAAGUCCCCAGGAUUUCUCCCAACCCCAUCCCAAGGACAGACUGCACAGCGUCAGAAGGGACACGACCUGGGGCUUGGCCCAACUGUUGUAUUUUCAGUUCUUCCAGUGUGAAUCAGUUAAUAUUCUCGGGAACGAGGGAGAGGUUGAUCCUAUGAGGAAAUCAACCACAGUGAAAAGGCUUGGGCCGCUUUUGUUUUCACCUCCUUUUGUUGAACAAAUUUGAUUUCCGGAGUCAGUCAUUUUACUGUCAAGACAUUUCUUCGGCAUUCUGCAACAGUUUCCAACGUGGCUAGAUCCAUCAGAAACUGAAGCCGUGGAGAACGCUCUCGGGGCCUUUGCCACUUCUUGGAGUAGAAGCCGACAGAGAGCUGUUUGGAAACUUCUCCUUCACACACCAGUUGAAGACUAGGCUUUGGAGGUUUUCAAAGCAGACGGUGCUUGGAUGGGCAGGGAGAAGUAACAUUCUGCAAAUCGCCGUCAGAGGUCCUGAGGACACAGACCUACCUGGCUUGCAUUCCCCUUGCUGAAUGGCGUGUGCUGCAGCUGCCCACUGAGGGCUCUUUUCCCUGGGAUUCUGGACUUGAGAGUAGGCCAGCAGGCUGGGAAGAUGCUGAGUUCCAUCAAGUGCGUGUUGGUGGGCGACUCUGCUGUGGGGAAAACCUCUCUGUUGGUGCGCUUCACCUCCGAGACCUUCCCGGAGGCCUACAAGCCCACAGUGUACGAGAACACAGGGGUGGACGUCUUCAUGGAUGGCAUCCAGAUCAGCCUGGGCCUCUGGGACACAGCCGGCAAUGACGCCUUCAGAAGCAUCCGGCCCCUGUCCUACCAGCAGGCAGACGUGGUGCUGAUGUGCUACUCUGUGGCCAACCAUAACUCAUUCCUGAACUUGAAGAACAAGUGGAUUGGUGAAAUUAGGAGCAACUUGCCCUGUACCCCUGUGCUGGUGGUGGCCACCCAGACUGACCAGCGGGAGACGGGGCCCCACAGGGCCUCCUGCGUCAAUGCCAUGGAAGGGAAGAAACUGGCCCAGGAUGUCAGAGCCAAGGGCUACCUGGAGUGCUCAGCCCUUAGCAACCGGGGAGUACAGCAGGUGUUUGAGUGCGCUGUCCGAACUGCCGUCAACCAGGCCAGGAGACGAAACAGAAGGAGGCUCUUCUCCAUCAAUGAGUGCAAGAUCUUCUAAACCCCAAGAGACUUCACACAACACUUAUGUAUGCACCCCAAAGACUAAUGGGGAGAGGGAGGGCCGGGAAGCCAGGAAAGCUUGGUGUUUUCUCUGGGUACACCCCAAGCAGCGUCUCCUUUUGGAUACAGUUAUUGAUGAGGCUUGGCCACUGGAUGUUUUCACUAACUACACUCUACAAGUGAACUCCUUGCCCAGGCCAGUUAGAAAAUCCCUUGGGGAACUGUAAUGAAUAUUCCAUCUUUGAUUAAAAAAGUGAAAUAGUCUCCAUAAUUUUGGACGAUGAAGUGAGUUUUUCAAAGAAUUCCAUAUUUAAAGACACAUUUUAUUUAACUAAUAACAAAAUGUAUUGCUCUUGUAUAUAUUUAGUUUUCACACUUGGAAAAUCUUUUCCUACAUCCUCGAAAACACAAACUCCUCUGUGAGUGAAAUGCUUGUACGAAGCUCUGCCAUAUGUUUGUAGUGUUAUUAUUUUCACCUCAAGUAGAAAGUCUGUUGAAACCACUUGGCUGCUGGAUUUAAAUGGGUAAUCAAAUUUAAAAAUGACCAUAAAUGAAUCUUUGCAAUUUGUUUUCUACUUACCUGUUAUUCACAGUUGGAUAUAAAAUACAGUUCCAUAAGAUAUCCUAA